Hypomesus transpacificus is the source of this 7694-nucleotide messenger RNA. It is a transcript of the gene efr3a, whose product is annotated as EFR3 homolog A (S. cerevisiae). Gene Ontology annotation, biological process: protein localization to plasma membrane. Gene Ontology annotation, cellular component: plasma membrane. Lineage: Eukaryota; Metazoa; Chordata; Actinopteri; Osmeriformes; Osmeridae. The coding region runs from base 1083 to 3665 and encodes 860 amino acids. The record is from RefSeq and is a predicted model, not a curated record. The transcript is spliced from 23 exons.
GUACUAUUUCUGCGCAAUGUAUUUUGUCAAAUUAAUACUGUGGAGUUGUCAUUGACAACCUUUUUUAUUUAAUUGUUUUAGGCUUUUGCACACUACAUGUAGCCUAUGAAAGAGGACACAGUAAAACAGCGAAGUGACAACUAUAUUUAAUCUGCAUUUCACCUUAGCCCAGGAAACAUCUCCUGCAAGCAGAAUCUUUGUGCUUUGUUAACUGUUCAGUUAAAAAGUCUUAAGAAAAAGGGAAAAACAUCUUUAGCCAAUGGACUAACCCUGGGACUUUUUGUCCAAGACCUGACCUGUUCUGUUACAAAACGUGUGUGUUCUAACUUAAAAUAUAUGUGACAAAUAUGGUUCUACUAACCAUAAGACAUGGAAGAGAACUGACAAAACUGUACCACCAUUAUCAAGUUUAACAUUAGAGGUACCUGACUGAAACCUUAUCCUUACCCGCCUUUCUAGUCCUUUUUUCUUUCUAGGUCUUUCUCUACCCCCCGAGUUGUAUCACCUUAUCCUCUCGAUUGCUGUGUAGUGAGGUACAGUAACCUGAACUGGGGCAGACACGGGCACAGAUAACGAAGCAAUACCGUCUCCCUUUCUCUCUGUCAGAAUGGCUGAUAAUCACAGGUGUUGACAGACAGACGGCUUUGCCGGCGGCCCAUUGGCGGAGCCUGCCCUCAGUCAGAGAAACCGAAGUUCUAAAGUGCCGAGAGGAGCUGGCGGAGAGCUGCUUGUGUAGGAGAUGAUCAGCAUAAAAACUGUGGCAACUCGGGUGCUUCGAGAAAGUUCACUGGAAGACCUUUGCACAGUUUUUUUUUCCACAAGGAAACUGUUCUUAGGGCUUACUGGUUUCCAAGGGGAUUUUAGGUCUGUGGUAUUUCCGUUAGAGAGGUGAAGAACUCGCCCUCCGGUUUGGCCUUGUGGAUGGAUCUAACCGUCAGGAACCUUCCAGAACCUCCGUUUAUUCAGGUUGCGACGCAUCCCGGCUAGAACGGCACGAGUUUAUUCGGUUCUGCGAACGUGGGUCGCCUAAGAGUACAUCGUCUUUUCUUCGAGUCUUCUGUGGAUCUGCUGGGGGGCGUCUGAUGGAGUCCCGUUGGGGGUCAUUCAGGAGGUCUGUCAUGCGGAGGUACAUACAGGUACCUCACACUGAGGCUGAUGGGGCCUUCAACCUCAGCGGAGGCUGGAGCAGACGACCCGUCUUGAGGUUUGGUGUGUGUGGUUGCUGUGGUCCCCUGAGGCCCAGGUACAAGCGCCUUGUGGACAACAUUUUCCCAGAGGACCCCAAAGACGGCCUUGUCAAGUCGGACAUGGAGAAGCUCACCUUCUACGCCGUGUCGGCCCCGGAGAAGCUGGACCGCAUCGGGGCCUACCUGGCCGAGCGGCUCAGCCGGGAUGUGGUUCGCCAUCGCUACGGCUACGUGGUGAUCGCCAUGGAGGCCCUGGACCAGCUGCUGAUGGCCUGUCACUCUCAGAGCAUCAAGCCCUUCGUGGAGAGCUUCCUCCACAUGGUGGCCAAGCUGCUGGAGUCCAGAGAGCCCGACCUCCAGGUCCUGGGUACCAACUCGUUUGUCAAGUUCGCAAACAUCGAGGAGGACACGCCGUCCUAUCACCGCCGCUACGACUUCUUUGUGUCGCAGUUCAGCGCCAUGUGCCACUCCACACACGAGGACCAGGAAGUCAGGACCAGGAUCCGGGUGGCUGGGAUCAAGGGGCUGCAGGGGGUGGUGAGGAAGACAGUGAAUGACGAGCUCCAGGCCAUCAUCUGGGAGCCCCAGCACAUGGACAAGCUCAUCCCCUCCAUGCUGUUCAACAUGCAGGACGCAGAAGACCUGGACAGGGUGGGGCACCCCAGCACCCCAUCAGUGUCUGGGCAGGAGGGGGAGGAGAACCCUGCCUCUCUGGCAGAGAGCUGCUUCAGAGAGCUGCUGGGCCGAGCCGCCUACGGCAACAUGAACAACGCUGUCCGACCCGUGCUAGUGCACCUCGACAACCACCGCUUGUGGGACCCCAACGAGUUUGCCGUCUCCUGCUUCAGGAUCAUCAUGUACUCCAUUCAGGCCCAGCACUCCCACCACGUCAUCCAGCAGGUCCUGGGUCACCUGGACGCUCACAACAAGAACACCCCUCGCGUCCGCGCCGGCAUCGUGCAGGUCCUCCUGGAAACGGUCGCCAUAGCAGCCAAAGGUUCCGUGGGCCCCACGGUGCUGGAGGUGUUCAACACGCUACUGAAGCACCUGAGGAUGAGCGUGGACUUUGAGCUGGGAGAGACGUCCAGACGCAGCUCUGCCGUCAGCAACUCUUCCGGCGGCCGCCCCAAAGAGCACGAGGAGCGCAUCGUCCAGAACGCCAUCAUCCAGACCAUCGGCUUCUUUGGUGGUAACCUACCAGACUACCAGCGGGCAGAGGUGAUGAUGUUCAUCAUGGGCAAGGUGCCCGUCGACGGCACUCCCUGCCACAGCCUGGACACGGUCAAGAUCGGGCACCAGGGCACCAAGCGUAUCCAGGCCAUGCUUCUGAGCUCUCUCAUCAUGGUGACCUCUGGCUUCAAGUCCAAGACCAUGGCGGCAGCCCUCCCCCCUCCCUUCCUGGACCCCCUCUUCUCCAUCUCCCUGAUGGAGGACAGCGAGCUACGCCAGCUGGUGCUCGAGAUCCUGCACAACAUCAUCGAUCGCCACGACAACCGCGCCAAGCUGAGGGGCAUCAGGAUCAUUCCUAACGUGGCGGCCCUGAAGAUCAAGAGGGAGAAGAUAUCCAAACAAGACGUUGGCUUCAUGAAAAAGCACGGCCAGCAGCUCUACCGUCACAUCUACCUGGGCUGCAAGGAGGAAGACAACGGCCACAAGAGCUUUGAGCUGCUCUUCACGGCUCUGGCCUUGUUGACCAUCGAGCUGGCUAACGAGGAGGUGGUGGUGGACCUCAUUCGCCUGGCCAUAGCUCUGCAGGACAUGUCGCUAGCCAAUGAGGAGAACAUGCCCAUGUUCAUCCGUUGUGGCAUCAUGGCUCUGGUGGCGGCCUACCUUAACUUCCUGAGCCAGAUGAUCGCCAACCCGCCCUUCUGUCAGCACGUCAGCAAGGUCAUUGAGUUGAGGAACCUGGAGGCCCCUUACCUGCUCCCCGAGCACAUCUUCAGAGAGAAGUGUCCGCUUCCAGGCUCCCUGGAGAAGGAGGAGCGAGCGCUGUAUUUCCAGAAUGUUGACCUGGCGGAGUGUCUGGCAGGACCGGGCUACAACGUGGAGCGCAUCAUCAUCCCGUACGUGCCUCAGGUCACAGAUGAAGACCGCCUCAGCAGGAGAAAGAGUUUCGUCGACACCAUCUCUCUGCAAGUGGACAUCCUCUCCAACAGCCUCCCAGACAAGUCUGAAUUGGCUGAGGAGAUUACCUUUGAGACCUUGAAGAAAGCCAUUGACACCACAGGGUUAGAGGAGCAGGAGAAGGAGAAGAGACGCCAGGUGAUGGAGAAGUUCCAGAAGGCUCCGUUUGAGGAGAUCGCCGCUCACUGCGAGUCCAAGGCCAACAUGUUGCACGACAGGCUGGCUCAAAUCUUCGAGCUCACAAUUAGGCCUCCCCCCAGUCCAUCAGGGGUGGUGUCCAUCUCUGCCGGCCACACCCAGAACCAGUCUGUCCCCGUCUACGAGAUGAAAUUCCCAGACUUGUGUGUCUACUAGAGCAAAACGACGCCUCACAUUUCAACCUCUCAACCACCUUAUAUUCUAUAUUUAUCUCUUUGAGAGAAAAAAAAAACAGACUAGUAGGAGUAUUGUCUACUACCAGAGUUGUUACAAACUGUGUAACUGAACCACUAAUGUGACCGUGUUUUCAUAACUCCCUAACAGGCUGGACCACCUCACAUAGCGAUCAAUUAGCUGCUUUGCAUUGGCUAAUUAGCAGAAAUCUAUUUUAGCCACUGGAAAAAAAAUCACGAUUAUUAUAUUAUUGAUGUUAGCAGAGCAGGUUAGCCUUUCCAAUGAGACGGAUGUGUAGGGAGGCUGUCUAAGACACUUCUAGAGCACUUACUGCAACCCAGGAUGUUCUAAAAACCCUGGUCAAAUCCAGACCAAAGGACAGAAAACCACAUGAUCCGUGAACUUAAAAGAAACUAAACCAGAGGCCAGAGGUACUAAUGUUAGCUCCACGAAUCAGCAAGAAACCCUUCAUAUGGCACUUGAGGAAAAAGCCAGUUGGAGAUGAAAGAAAAUGGUCAUGAUCUGAUUACAUGGUAUUUGUAACAUUCCUCAAAAUAUAUUUCUGUGUUAUUCAGUUUGAUAACUGUCACUGUGGACAACGGGGGGGAUAAGUAGUAUGGAACUGCAAUCAUGUAGUCUUCUGCAGUAGUUUGGGAAAAUAAUUAUCAUUUCAAGUACUUGAUGGUUUACUGGUUUCAGCUUCGAGUUCAACUCCAGUUCAUAUGUUGUGCAGUUUGUGUGUUUUUCCACCAGAUUACCUUCUCUGCCUGUCUUUCUUAGAGCACUUUUGUGGUUUGGCACAAAGCUAAUAGCUUUUAGUCCUACUUCUCCUGUCAGAAGUUUGUUCCACACGGCACUGUAGAAUAGCUCCCUUAGAAUUCAGUCUUUUUGAAAGCUGCUUAAAAAUGUUUUUAUUUUUUUUUAUUUUUUAGCAUGACUCCUCAUACUAGAACAAUGACUAGAACAGUGACCUGUCAAGCAUUGUGCAUGAUAGCAGUGUAAAAAGUUAAUGGCGCAGAGCUUUCAGUCUGUACAUUUUGACACUGCACUGUUACCACUGCUUUCACGCCAUGUCAGUCCAGUUUGAACUCAUAACACCUUACAGCAGGACAAAGUAGAAUCAAAUGGAGUCUUGUAUUCAUCCCACUCCAAUAUUCCACACUGAAAACCAGCAUGAACUUAUUAAGCACAACGCAAUCGUAUGUAGACAGCAACAUAUUUGCAUCGUUUAUUCUACAGUAUAUUCUUGUAAGAGAUUUUAACGAGAGAUGCUGGGGAGGGGGGGGGGGGGGGUUAAAAUAUGAACAGAUUAUACUUCACAGGCACACACAUCUUACAUUUGUAACUCCAGUAUUUUGCUGUAUCUGCAUUUUGAUGUCAUCAGAUUUGUACUUAUCAUAAUAAGUAAUAUGCUUAUUGCUGUUGGCCAGAGUGUAAUUUGUAUACAAUGUGAGCAGUUGAGUCUAAUUGUUGCUUUAGGCUUCAAAGCUCUAGCUUCCUGUGAAAUAUUUUGUGAUUUUGUUUGUUGGAAUGUAAUUUGGAGUAUUUGGGGGGAAAAAACAUGCGCAAUAUUGAGGCUUUGUAGACCACACUAACAACUCACAGCAACAGCGAAUAUGCAUUUUUACUAGCACUGUCUGCCAUCUAGAGUACCAAAACACUUCCAUCGCCAAAGAAAUCCACCGCCACAUUUUAUAACACAACCUGAAAGGCUCAUCUUCCGGAGGAUAGCUUCUGUCGGAUUGCAAGCAGCAUUGACACACCACUGAGCAAUUUAAUAACACAGAUAUGAAUCUAUGUUUACGGCGUUGAAUGUGGGUUUGGUGUUAGCUGGCUCUUCCGGGCCCUGCCUUCAGUUUUCUGGCUGGUUUAUGCAGCCUCGUGCCGUGUGUUAAGACUCUGCCGUUUAAUGUUGUCGAAGAUGGUUACAAACUUGCUCUCUCCCUUAUGAACAAAGCAAAUCGGUUCGACCAAGCACAGAGGGCUGAGGCAUGGUUUAGUAUGUAUUGUGUGCGUGUUUACCCAGUAAUGCCUUUAGGGGUAGUUUAUUCUGGAAAACAUCGCAACACAAGGCCAGUAAGCGUGUAUGUGUUAUUUUGUAGAUGGUUACAGUUAAAGGGUUUGGAAUCGAGUGAAGGUUCUGGAAUGUUGUCCAAUGGCUCUUUGUUAUUAUUAUGGGAUGGCGAUUUUUGUGUAUUUUCAAGGUGGUAUUGUGAUGUUUGAGGUUGAUCAGAAGGGCAGGUUUGUUACCCUGGUGAUGAUGGCGACUGGUAUGAGUUCAGUCUGACUGUGUCUGUGAGCAGCAGUAAAGGAAAGCUGUAGAGUCUGACUUAACCGAAAUCUGGAUAGUGUGUCAUCUCGUAAGAAAGGACUGGUGUCAUUAAUGACAGGGACUUCAAUACUGGACUGGGCUUGGAUAGGCCAUCUUACACCAGACCACAAUUGAUCAAAACAAUGAAAAAUCCAUCCAACUCCAUUUUAAUGUUAAGGUGAUUUUGUUAACUUGAUUCAUAUUAUUUGAUCUAAUAUAGAAAACCACUCAGUACACUUAAUCUAAAUUCAUAUUAAAUGUGUGUUCUAUGUGCAAUAUCUACAUUGUUUUGGUCAGAUCAUAGAAUUUAAAAUGUGUUUGAUUAUGGGAUGUCUUACCUUAGGGAAAAGUGGUGUGUAUAGAUGCAUUGUAUAGAUUGACUGUUCAUAUAGCAACAGUAUCUAUGUGGAGGGUGAACUAUGAGAAAUGGCACUUAGGUUGUUAUAGGCCAUAUAGUAUCAUGUACUCUAAGAAAGAGUCAUCAAAGCCUAUCAUAUUAUACAUAUAUAUAUUUUUAUAGCCUAGAUAUGCAUUCUAUUGUUGGCAUGUUGCCUGAUAGAGAUUAAGAUCUUGGUUGCUGUGUGUAUUCUGUGUACCAGUUGCGAGUCCCGUGUUUCUGGAGGUAGUUAGGGUUUAAACAGGGUUGUUUUUUGUCUCAUCAAAGGUUAUUCUCUGUAUAGACUGGAGUUAUAAAUGCUCCAGUACUGUACCACCUACUUUUAUGUCCUUGAGGAAGAUGGGACUACGUGUUCUGACAGACAUAAUAAGCCUGUUAGCAGCACAGUCUGUAACUGUCAAGCAUCUAGGUGUUUCUUUAUAAUUGGGAUAGGACAACACAAUGAAAGGUGUGGGAUAAAAUGCUCUUGAAGUCAGUUACCUCCAGAAAUAGGUUCUCCAAGGCAACGCAGUCAGGUAAAAUGUUGUAUUCCUUACAAUCGACACUGUGGUAUUCUGUUUAUAUGGUUGUUAAGAGUAAAAAGAAAAAUGACCACAUGGGUCAAACUUAUCUCGUUAUCUCUUAGCGAAAUCAGGUCACAAGACCUGUUUUAUUAAUAGUUCAAAUAAAAACAUACGAGAAGAUAAUUUGCGUAAACAUCUAGACACAGAUAUUCUUGUGAGAGGAUAGUAACAGUGACCAUUUAUCAGUUAACAAAUUAUAAAAAAAUAAUGUUUAAUGAGAGGGUGCACACCCAGUUUGCAAUAGCAAUGGGAGACUUAAUAAUGUAUUUAUGUUGGCAUUUGUUUGCACAUUUUAUGUUAUGUACCUGGUACUUGGGGAGAUUUAGUUUUAGCAUUGUUUGAUUAAUUUGAUGUUGUCCUUAUCAAUAUGUCAUUAUGGGUAAUCAUCCAUGUAAUCAGUACAGGUUCCGGUUCAAUUUCUCUGGUACAGUUUUUCCAAUAGGGAACCACAGCGAUAUGGAGUUAGGCCAUCAGUCUCAUGCUAAUAUUUUGUGAUGCAAAAGUGAUUUGUGCCUGAUCUGAAGUCAUCGUUCAACAAUCGCAAUGAAGACAUGAAGUCAUUCUAGUUCAUGACCUUUUGCAAUGUAAUUGAAAACCACUGAAGCUUGGCUUGAUUCAAACUGCUCACUGUUGGUUUUAACCACUAUGACAGAUCUUUUAUUCAGUCAUCACAUAUCACACAUGCAUAGAGAUCAUUGUAUGAGAAAUAUACAAAAAUACAAUAAAUUGUUUCUAUCAAA